AAAUUCGAGAAAAUACACUUGAGUUAUGGGUAAUCGAUUUUGUUUUUUUCCGAAAUGCUUAUUAAAAGAGAUCUAUAAACUACUAUUUUUGAAACUGAAAAUCAGUAAAGCGCAUUCAAAAUAGAACAUGCUGCACAAUUUUUUCGAUCUCAAAUUCGAAGAAAUUUUAGAAAUUGUCGAAUAUAUUGACCAAAUCUAACUGAAAAUAAUUAAGCAAUUUGUCUACUGGUUUUUCGAAUUGAAAUUAUUUUAAUCGGAAGUACCUGAAAAUAUUAUUUAACAACCAUAACUGCAUUAUGAGAUAUUGAAUAGUCUUUACCCUUUCUAUCCGGACAUAUUAAACAGAUAAGAAAGGGUAAAUAUUAGAUAAGAAAGCGUACUGUCAGAAAUGGUGUUCUACAGAAGAAUCAAACGACAACAAAUUGUGACAAUUAUUUUUGUCAUACUUUUUGUGUACAUAUAUAAAGUAAAUUAUGACAACAAUUCACCAAAUAUAAUUGACACCAAAGCAAAUGAACAUUACCCUCAGGGAUCAUUCGAUGAUGUAACAUAUAUCAGACGGGAUUGUGGAGAACUUUGUGAAACAGUUGCUAUAGGGGAACCCGGACCUUUUUUUGAUCAAAUAUCUGUCCCAAUUAAUUGUGAAGCACUCUUUAAAAAUGAACACAUAGAUCGUGGCCACGGCUUGUCUAUUCCUCCAAAAACAAUACCUAAACAUUUGCAUAUGGAUUUUACGAUGAACAACAAACUAAAUGUAUCAUCAUGGUAUUUUAAUGAAGCAUAUUUGAGCAAGACGGCCAAAAUGGCAGUAUGGACAGAAAAUGUAAUACAGGAUUAUAUUUCUCUGGCAAAAGAUAACAAGCUAGAAGGAACGUAUGGAGUAUCAGAAACAAAUGCUUUACGAGAUGGUUUAAAGCAUGCGCAUGGCAUUAUAAAUGGUCGAGUUUUGAUUAUUGGUUCCGAAAUUCCCUGGGUAGAAGCAUGCGCUUUGGAAGCAGGAGCACGUGAGGUUGUUACGUUAGAAUAUGGUAAAAUUGUUUCAAAACACCCUCAAAUAAAAACAAUGAUUCCCGAUGAAUUUCGAAAAAGUUACUUAAACAAAACUUUAGGGAGUUUUGAUGCUAUUGUUACUUUUAGUUCAAUUGAACAUUCUGGAUUGGGCAGGUAUGGCGACGGACUUAAUCCAUGGGGAGACAUUAUUGCCGUUGCCAGGGGAUGGUGUGUUACCAAAGAAGGAGGAUCGUUAACGAUUGGGGUUCCAUAUAGUAUUGAAAAGGAUUAUAUCAAAUUCAAUGCCGGUAGAUGGUAUGGGAAGAUAAGAUAUCCAUAUUUGACAACAAAUUGGAAACAACAUUAUCAAGGCCAUGGACGACAUCGUGUGCAUGUUUUUACUAAAAGCAAUGUAAAUUUUACAAAAACGGUUAAGAAUUACCUGAAAGAACCCCAUCAGUAUUUUCUUGUAAAUAACACUGAUACCCACUACUCGCAAGCACAUCAGGAUGAAACUGUGUAUACAAUUUUCCCGAGAGAACAAGGAUUUUUUGUUGAAAUGGGAGCAUAUAACGGUCAAUUAUUUUCAAAUACUUUGUGGUUAGAAAGAAAACAUAGAUGGACUGGACUGUUAAUAGAAGCUAACCCCGACUUGUGUCGUGAAAUAGAUGCAUUGAAACGGCAUGCCUGGCGUCUGUGUGCUUGUAUAUCAGAUACAUUUAGACAAACUGAUUUUUUUCAAGGCGGUGCUGUAGGUGGCAUGGCACCAGGAAUGGAUAGUGACCAUCUGAAAAUGAUACGAAAUAAACGAACAAUUUCAGUACCUUGUUUUAAUAUGGUUCAAGUUACAGGUCAGAUAGGUGUGCAUCAUAUCAAUUACUUUUCGUUGGACGUUGAAGGAUCAGAAAUGGUUAUUUUGGAGUCCAUAAGAAUCGAACUGAUUACCGGAAAAAUAGUGGUAGAUAUAUGGUCAAUUGAAUACAGGGUUUACGAUGGAAAGAAAAACAUUGUAAACAAGUCGUUCGCAAAUUUACAGAAUAUACGACAUUUUUUUGAAAAUGUUGGAGGUUAUGUGGAACAUUCUCAGUUAAAUAAUGAAAAGGAUGACAGAGACGGUAUGGCAUUGGAUGUUGUGUUUGUUCAUACUAAAUCCUGGUGUAAAAUGUAUAAAACGUUUCCGAACGGCACAAUGUGCUCAGUAUAAAUAAAGAAAAUGCAGUUUUUAGAAGCAUGUAUAAUAAGGCAUUUUAACCACAAGGAAACAAUUUUUCUGUUUGUUCAUGAGGGAUUAACAGUAAAUUGAUGUUAGAAAAUGAGCCAAAAGUUAUUUUUUAAAACAUCCUAUACAGGUUAAAUGAUUUGGUCCAUUAAGGGUAAAUUUAUUAAAAAUAUUCAAAACUGAACUAUUUCUGGAAACAUAAGAAUGAUCUUUCCUUUACAGCUUUAUCCGUAGCAUGCGUCAGGUAUGAUACAUAUAAUGCAUAUUUUAAGAUUUAUCUUGUCGUAUAGCAUCUCGAGGUGAUUCUGACACCCUAAUAUAUGGUAAACGACAAGGAAAACCAUAAAAUAUGCAUUAUCUGACUUUUAUUACUUGAACAAAUAUUAUUUGCAGAAAAUUGUAUUCCAUUUUGCCGAUCAUUUAAGUGGGAUAUUUCUGGUGCGUUUAAGUAUAACCCCGUCCAACUCAAUUAUAAGGUCAAAUACUGUAAUUGCAUGAAUCAAGAAACAUGGUGUAUGAAAAAUACGUCAUUUGGUGUGUAUUUUGUUAUAUUUACUUUAUAAAAGGGGGUGUUAUGUGUAAUAUCUGCUUUCAUGACAUUUUUGCAGCGGAAAAGCAGAUUAGGUUUUUCAUCAAUUGAAAAAAAGAAUUUAUUCAGAGUAUUUAUUUUCUCUCGUUUGCUUGGCAAUACAUUAUUUUUUAAAAAAAAAGAAUCAGAAUAAAAUAUUAUUCCCCUCCCCUACCAUUUUAUUACUAUCUAAUUCCCAUAAAAAAAUGAGAAACUUAGGUUAUUUGAACGUGUAAAACGCACAUUUAAAUGUAAAAAUUAAGAACUAGCACGACGAGAACAUAACAUCGUAAUGUACAUGUAACUAGACAAAAAAACUGACCUCCAUAAGUCAUAGGACGAUUUCCGUUAAGGUGUGAAUCAACAAGAAUUUAUACUUUUGUUUUUCAAUAAAAACAACACAUUGUUGUGGUAAACUUUAGCUUAUUUUUAAAAUGUUGUGAUAAGUGUUGCAUUAUUAACCUUAUUUCUCUUAAUGUUCCUUAUUGUAGCGAUACAUUAACAGAACUUCACAUUAUGUGCGCUGAAAGUUAAACUGCGUUUACACAGGUUUUCCUCUGCAAUUAUUCAGGGCAUAAAAAGGAGGAAAAGAUUGAUUCUACCUUAAACCUUUAAGAAUAUUGUAAAGUCAGAUAAUUGUACAGAAAACACUUGGUAGCGUCAGGAUUUUUAUUCCAAAGAAAGACCUGUCAUUCUGAAAAGAAAUAAUCCCAUAUAGGUAUAUAAUACAAAUAUUAUUAUUUCA
Messenger RNA from Mytilus californianus (California mussel), 3522 nucleotides. RefSeq lists its product as uncharacterized. Bases 389 to 2194 code for a protein of 601 amino acids. The transcript is spliced from 3 exons. The record is from RefSeq and is a predicted model, not a curated record. NCBI's taxonomy places the organism in Eukaryota, Metazoa, Mollusca, Bivalvia, Mytilida, Mytilidae.